AUGUCUGCUGUUGCUGCUGCUGGCACGCGGCGGUCGCUGCUGCACGACGUAUUGUCGCAUGCCGAAGUGGUGGAGUUGGGCCUGGACGGCUCCGUUGACGAUCUGCCUCCCCUCACUACUCGCCUAAGCCCUCCUUCUGCUCGUGCGGUUCUGCUCUUUGCUUGGUGUUACUUCUUUACCUUCUGGGGGGCAACAGCAUUGCUAGUUCGCCGCAUCGUUUCACUGCAUGCAGACACUCUGUUGCCGGGGCCAGGGGAAUUCAUUUUUGUGGCGCUUUCGACAGUUCUGCUGGUGUCCGCAGAGUUUGGGGUGUACUGCCACCUCAAGGCCGUGAACCCUGUACCCAGCAGCAGCGGGCCCAUGGGCAGUCAGUUCUCUCCCACUCCUUUUUGCACUUUGGCACACUUCACGCUUUCUGCAGCUUCGCGUUUCUGCAGUUUCCUUCAGUUAUUAUUUCUUUUGCAUGCAUUGGUGCUGCCGGCUCCUUUGUUGAUCUGUGCGGGCUUUACGGUGUCUAUCACUGUGGGGGCGUUGCCGUUUUUGCUCCAGCUGCGGUGUCUAUUGGGUUGCCUCUUUGGCGACUCCUUCGACCCUUUGAUGCCAUCUACUUGUAUCCCAUUUGCCUCUCUCGAGCGUCUGCUGCUCCGCUGCGGCCGCCUGUGCCUUGCGGGUGUAGCGAAGGGAGCCAGGGGGGCCCUCUGCCACCUCCGUAGGGGCACUGAGAGGUUGGGGGGCCUCAGACGGCGCGGUGCGUCGGUCUCUCCAGGCAGACGAGUGGAUAUAGCAUGCUGUGACUUGGGUGCAAGCAGCAGCAGCAGCGCACAUCAGGCGCCCAACCGCUGCCAUGCUAAUUUGGGGGGUUCAGCAGCAGCUACACAGUUGUUGCAGGCAGCAGAACAGCCCUUAGACGAGCUGGGGGCCCUUCGUGCAGUUUGUAAGGAGCCAAUGGGGGCUUCAGGCGAGAGCCAGCGCGGAGGCGCAGAGUGUACCUCGGCGGAAGAGGGGAACGCGGGGUCAGCUGGGAAUGAUUCCCGAACACUUUCAUCUUGUGAAGCAACUGCACGUGCAGGAUGGAGGUCAGACGAACAGCAGCAACUGCGUUCAACCGCAGUUACAUCCCACUCCUUUGAUCCCCAUUCUAGCGCCCGUCGCUGCCCUGAGGGUUCCCCUCGUUUCUUUUAUCGGGAAGAGGUCGCCAGCAACCAAAGGCAAACUAGCCCCCCAGAGACUCAAAGGAGGGCCCCCACCCCUGAGUAUAUCUCCCCUAAGGCAGCUUUGGGGCUGGGGAACUGUCUGUUUCUGCUGGACCUUCCGGGCCUCACGCUGCACUUCAAAGCGAACUUUCUACCUCUCGAACAGCUCGAGGCGCAUGAGUUCCUCACAUCUAUCGUCUCCCUAGUGUAA
Eimeria acervulina is the source of this 1404-nucleotide messenger RNA. RefSeq lists its product as hypothetical. Lineage: Eukaryota; Apicomplexa; Conoidasida; Eucoccidiorida; Eimeriidae. The transcript has 2 exons. The coding region runs from base 1 to 1404 and encodes 467 amino acids. The record is from RefSeq and is a predicted model, not a curated record.